AUGCGCCUCUGCCCUGACGAGUCCAUGGCUGGCUGGCAAGUGGAGGCCGUCGGCGCCCUCUCGGGCGAGUCGCUGGGGACCGUGACUUUGCCGCCGGACGGGAGCCUCCGGGAGCUGAGGCGCCUCAUUUCAAACCUGCCAGGGGUCUCCGCCACCGUCAAGCUCUUUUCCGACGGCGUGGAGCUCCUGGGGCAAUCGAGCCUGGCGGAUUCUGGGGUCAGGGAUGGCUGCGAAGUGCAGGUGAUCUCUGUCCGAUCCCUGCAGAUGCUCUCAGGAUCCCAAGACGGCAUGGCUCGUCUGUGGGAACUGGAAGAGCGCUCGGAGGUAGAGCGGUUCCAGCACAGUGCUGAGCUGAACGGUGUGGCAGCCUCGCCAGAACCGGGCAUCUUCGCGUCGGGUUGCAGCGACCGCUCUAUCAGCCUCUGGCGCUUCGGCUCCACGGAGACAAGUUGUCAGCUGCAAGGGCACAUGGGCCAGGUGUAUUCGGUCGACUUCUGCCCGGCUGGCUCUGCGCUGCUGUCAGCGUCUGGGGAUGCUACUGCACGCCUUUGGGACCUCGCUUCCGAACAGGAGCUCUUGUGUCUGAGAGGGCACAUGCGUGACGUGAACUCAGCCGCCGUGUCUCCGGACGGGCGGGUCUUUGCAACAGGCUCCGACGACUACAGCUUUGCGGUGUGGGACCGUGCGUCUGGAAAGAUGACACAGCAUUGGGACGGGCGACGCGGAGACGGGCAUUCAGGUAGAGUCUAUUCCGUGGCCUUCUCACCUGAUGGCUUCUACCUAGCCACUGGUGCAGUUGACAAGAAGGCCAAGGUGUGGGACACACGUACUGGUACCUGCCUGCGCUGCUACAGUGGCCACACAGAUCUGGUCAAUGCAGUCACCUUCUCUCCGGAUGGGAAGUUGUUGGCAUCAGCAUCGGAUGACUUUACUUCUCAUGUCUGGACCGCAGAUACAUCACAGGGGCACAUAGCUUCCUACAAGCACGAUGCUGAGGUGCUAACGCUGUCGUUUUCAGGAAAUGGCCAGACCCUGGCCACGGGUUCCAUGACCGGAGCCAUCUGUCUCUGGGAUCUUAGUUCGCACCAGGAGGUUGGAGAAAGCGCAGCCUGCGGCGUGCCAAAGCUCCAGCUCCUGCCCGGUGGCUGUCGAACUUUGGCGGUCGGCGAGGGUGAUUUUGCCUUUUCCGAGGGGCUGUCCGCUUCCCGGAGCUGUACUGGCAGUGCCCCGGAGCUGGUGGUGACCUGUCUGGAGUCUGAGGAGGACAUCAGGAGCCAGUACGCAGAUGCUGACCAGCGCCUGGCGCGCCUGCGGGGUGCCGGCGCCAAGGUGAUUUGCGGCGUGGACGCCACGGAGCUCCUGAAAGGACCGCUGGUGGACGAAGAGCCCUUUGAACGCAUCGUCUUCAACUUCCCACUUCUGCCGACGAAGGUGCACAAGCCCCGGGCAUCGAGCGCAGACGUGCAGAUCGCAAACCGCGCCAUGCUGGUCGAGUUUCUGCGAGGUGCAGCUACCUUCCUGAGGAAGGAUGGUCUGCUUCUGAUCGCCAACAAGGCGGGUCAGAUCAACCCAUGCACCGGUAGAUGCAUGUUGCUGUUGCUCGAUUACCAGAGUUUUGGCAACGGAUCCGUCCUGUCGCUCAACAUCGCAGCGCGCUUGUGCUUGCUUGUUCACCUGCUUUCGCUGAAAUCGCUUUUGCUCAAGAUGUCUCUCCACGUCGCAGCGCGUGCCGACAGCUCCACCCACCCCACCUACGAACGGCCGAAAGUCCUCCCUCCACUCCAAGAAGAGCACCGUCAGAGAGCAAGGCUUCACAAUUGGCAGGGGCUGCCCCAGAGGGUCCCAGAUAGCCUGAGCAAGCACCACGCAGUGCAGAAGUAUGGCGUUUCUUCAUCUUUUGCAGCGCCCUCUGUCAUGCCAUUGUUUGCGCCCGGGCGCCGGAAAGAGCGCAAACCGUCGACACCAUCCCGACAAGGUGCGCCCCGGGAUUCCGGCCCGCCGCGAGAUGCCACCCUGCCUGUGGGCAGGUUUGGCAGUGAUGCCGCUCCCACUCCAGCCGCUGCCCGUGACGAGAUCCGCGAGGUGACUCGAAACUUGCAGCAUCUACAGGCGGACUUGAUGAAGCCCUUGCAGGAAGCGCUCGACAACGAGCCCAGCGAGGACAUGGUCCCUUGGGUGGACACUCUGCUCAGCGAAGUGGAGACGCAGGUGCAGCAGUUGCAAGAGCAAGCUCAGAUCUGCAUGGAGCACGAUCACUUUGACAUUGCAGAGCGGAUCGUGAACUGCGCAUCGGACUUUGAGGAAAUGCGUGUCCGGGCCGCCUCGUGGAAGGAGGCAGCGAGUCAACGUGCAUCUCGCGAGGCUGAGGCUGCGGCUGAGGACCCGCCUCCUACAGCACGAGAUCGGGCGCCCUCAGCUCUCUCGCCGCAAGUGGGUCGUCUCGCUUCGAUUAAGUCGGAGGGCACGCCGACGGAUUCCGCCUUUGGCAGUGCACAGCCAUCCCCAGCCUCACGGCCGCCGGCACACUCCCAGGGCAGCCCAAGUCCUGCUGCAAGCCCUGCCUCCAGCGUACCGCCGUCACCGGCAAGAUCAGCAGACGUGUCACAGGCGGCAACGUCUCCGAGUGCUGGCCCGUUUGGGUCUGUGAAGUCGCAGGCUGCGCAGUCACCGACUUCCGGUCCCUUUGGCUCCAUGAAAUCGCAGGUGCCGCCAUCGCCCGCAGGGCCCGCAGAUGCGUCCAGAUCGCAGGCGGCACAGUCUCCAAGUGCUGGCGCAUUUGGGUCCGUGAAGUCGCAGGUGCCGCCAUCGCCAACAGGGCCGGCAGCGGCAGAUGCGUCCAGAUCGCAGGCCCCGCAGUCUCCGAGUGCUGACCCCUUUGGGUCUGUGAGGUCGCAGGCUGCGCAGUCACCGACUUCCGGUCCCUUUGGCUCCAUGAAAUCGCAGGUGCCGCCAUCGCCCGCAGGGCCAGCAGAU
Symbiodinium necroappetens is the source of this 2973-nucleotide messenger RNA. Lineage: Eukaryota; Dinophyceae; Suessiales; Symbiodiniaceae. The record is from the annotation of a GenBank genome assembly.